CCUCGUUCAUUAUAGCCAAACUUUCCAAGAUGGUUCACGUAGAAAAGUCUUUCUUUGGCACCACAAAGGAUGGAAAAAAAGUUGAUAAAUACACUCUCAUUAACGAGAAAGGAGUCGAAGUAGAGGUGAUAUCUUUCGGGGCAGUUACUGUGGCUAUUAAGUGUCCAGAUAAAGAUGGAAAGAUUGAUGACAUCUUACUUGGAUAUGAUACUCUUGAAGGAUAUCUUAGCAACGCUCCUUAUUUUGGUGCAACUGUUGGUCGUGUUGCAAACAGGAUUGCCAAUGCAAAGUUUACCCUUGAUGGUAAGGAAUACCAUUUGGCAGAUAAUGAUCCACCUAACAGCUUACAUGGUGGAUGGAUAGGAUUCAACAAGGUGUUAUGGGAGGGUAUCAUGGGAAGUGACCAUGUGACCUUCAAGUACACAAGUGCUGAUGGAGAAGAGGGAUAUCCUGGAGAGCUGAAAGUAUCAGUUACAUAUACGCUGACAGAGGAGAAUGAGUUGAAGAUAAGCUACAGGGCCACAACAUCAAAGCCAACACCAGUCAACCUUACCAACCAUUCAUACUUUAACCUUGGUGGUCAGACCACCAAAGAUGUGCUGGACUACAUGCUGUGGAUUGAUGCUGAAUCAUACCUGCCAACAAAUGAGGUUCAGAUUCCAACAGGUGAAAUACGACCAGUAUCUGGUGCACCAGAUGGUGCUCUUGAUUUUAGGACUCCCAAGCCGAUAGGACGGGACAUCAAUAAGUUAACUCCACCAGGAUAUGACUUCACACUAUGUGUUUCAAAUGGAGAAGGCUGCAAGGCAAGAGCAAUUCAUCCCACAAAUGGGCGUGUACUUGAGGUCUACACGGACCAACCUGGUGUACAACUCUACACAGGCAACGGCCUAGAUGGUAACAUUGGUAAAGGUGGAUUGCACUACAAAAAGUACUCUGCCGUCUGUCUUGAGAUGCAGAACUACCCCAAUGCAAUCAACCAGCCAAAUUUUCCCAAUUGUGUGCUACGUCCUGGUGAGGAGUACAAGCAAGAAAGUGCUUACAAAUUCUUAGUGAACUCCUAAUUGGAUGGACAGACAGACAGACAGAUAUACCACAGAGAAAUGCACACAAGAUAAACAGAGAGUAAAAGAUGAGUAACAAUUUUUAGAUAGAAUUAUAGAAUAAAUAACAAUUGAUAAUAGAAGCAUCAUGCUUUAUAUUUGAAAUCUCAGUAAAUUCAUAAAGUGAACAUGAAUUUUUUUAGUAAUUUUAG
Molecule: messenger RNA, 1255 nt
Organism: Actinia tenebrosa (Australian red waratah sea anemone)
Lineage: Eukaryota; Metazoa; Cnidaria; Anthozoa; Actiniaria; Actiniidae
Product: galactose mutarotase
Biological process (GO): glucose metabolic process; beta-D-galactose catabolic process via UDP-galactose, Leloir pathway
Molecular function (GO): aldose 1-epimerase activity; carbohydrate binding
Source: RefSeq, a predicted model, not a curated record